AUGGCUACUGCGACUGCUCACCAGGGUGGUAUAAAACCGUUUUUUGAACAGAAAAUUCAAGACACUGAAAUCUUGAUCACUGAAAAGACUCAAAAUUUACGUAGAUUAGAAGCUCAAAGAAACACUUUGAAUUCCAAAGUUCGAUCUUUAAAAGAUGAGAUCAAAUUAUUGCAAGAGCCGGCUUCGUAUGUUGGCGAGGUGGUAAAGGUAAUGGGAAAGAAAAAAGUUUUGGUUAAAACAAAUCCGGAGGGCAAAUAUGUCGUGAACAUUUCCUCCGAAAUCGACAUUAAAAAAUUAACUCCAGGUUUAAGAGUCUGUUUAAGAAGUGAUACCUAUAAUCUUCACAAGAUCUUGCCAAACAAGGUAGAUCCCUUGGUUAGUUUAAUGAUGGUUGAAAAAGUUCCCGACUCGACAUACGAUAUGGUUGGAGGUUUGGAUAAGCAAAUCAAAGAGAUCAAAGAGGUGAUUGAAUUACCUGUCAAACACCCCGAAUUGUUUGAAAGUCUAGGUAUAGCCCAACCAAAGGGUGUUAUAUUGUAUGGUCCUCCCGGUACAGGAAAAACUUUAUUGGCAAGAGCUGUUGCUCAUCAUACUGAGUGCAAAUUCAUAAGGGUAUCUGGUAGUGAAUUGGUUCAGAAAUAUAUCGGCGAAGGUAGUAGAAUGGUCAGGGAAUUAUUCGUAAUGGCAAGAGAACAUGCCCCCUCCAUUAUAUUCAUGGAUGAAAUUGAUUCCAUUGGUUCCAGUAGGGUUGAAGGCUCAAGUGGUGGUGACAGUGAAGUUCAAAGAACCAUGUUGGAAUUACUAAAUCAAUUGGAUGGAUUUGAGAGCUCGAAAAAUAUCAAAAUUAUAAUGGCUACAAAUCGAUUAGAUAUUUUGGAUCCUGCUUUAUUAAGACCUGGCAGAAUUGAUAGAAAAAUCGAAUUUCCACCUCCCUCUGUUGUAGCAAGAACAGAUAUCUUGAAAAUUCACUCCAGAUCAAUGAACUUGACCAGAGGCAUUAAUUUGAAAAAAAUUGCAGAAAAAAUGAAUGGAUGCUCAGGAGCCGAUGUUAAAGGUGUCUGCACAGAAGCUGGGAUGUAUGCUUUAAGAGAAAGAAGAAUUCAUGUUACCCAAGAAGAUUUUGAGUUGGCUGUAGCUAAAGUCAUGGCCAAGAACAACGAUGGUGCAGUUUCAUUAGCCAAACUAUUCAAGUAA
Messenger RNA from Ascoidea rubescens DSM 1968, 1194 nucleotides. It is a transcript of the gene RPT6, whose product is annotated as proteasome regulatory particle base subunit RPT6. The coding region runs from base 1 to 1194 and encodes 397 amino acids. Gene Ontology annotation, cellular component: proteasome regulatory particle, base subcomplex. The record is from RefSeq and is a predicted model, not a curated record. Lineage: Eukaryota; Fungi; Ascomycota; Saccharomycetes; Ascoideales; Ascoideaceae. The transcript has a single exon. Gene Ontology annotation, molecular function: proteasome-activating activity; ATP hydrolysis activity; ATP binding. Gene Ontology annotation, biological process: proteasome-mediated ubiquitin-dependent protein catabolic process.